AUGUUUGCCGCCGCUCCGGCAUCGGCAGCCGGGCUGCAGGUCACGCCGAUUUCGCUGGACAUUCCUGCGCAGGAGCAAAGCCAGGCCAUGUUCCUCAGCAACAGCGGCAAGACCACGCUGCGCGCGCAGGUCCGUGUGCAGGCGUGGACACAAUCCGGCGGCACCGAGAAGCUCGACGCCACGCGUGAGAUCGUCGCCAGCCCGCCCAUUGUCGAGAUCGCGCCCGGCGCACGCCAGAUGGUGCGCAUCGUGCGCCUGCAACCGGCGCCUGCCGCGCAGGAAAAAACCUACCGCCUCAUCAUCGACGAGCUGCCCGGCACUGAUGCUGCGCAACCAUCGGCUGCGGCCGGCCUGCAAUUCUUGCUGCGCUAUUCGGUGCCGGUGUUUGUAUUGCCGUCUGCGGCUGCAGGCAGUGCGGCCCUGGCUCCUGCAUCAGCGGCCAACGGCGCCAUGCCACUGGCAGAUGUGACCCGCCUCGCGGCCAGCGUCAAGGCCAGCGGCCCGGAUGCAUCGACGCUGGUCAUUGCCAACAACGGUGCGCGCCGCGCCAAAAUCAGCCAGCUCGCUUAUGUGGAUGCGCGUGGGCAACGCAACAUUCUUUUCCCGGGCCUGAUGGGUUAUGUGCUGGCUGGCCAGACCAUGCAGUGGCCGCUGCCCUUGCCCCUGCCGGCGCUGAAGUCCGGCGGUGCCUUCAAGGCAAAGUUCAAUGACGAUCAAGAAGAGCAGACACUGCCCCUCACUGAUCGCCCUUAG
Molecule: messenger RNA, 753 nt
Organism: Ostertagia ostertagi
Lineage: Eukaryota; Metazoa; Nematoda; Chromadorea; Rhabditida; Trichostrongylidae
Source: the annotation of a GenBank genome assembly